AUGCUUAGAAAUUAUAAAUAAUAAGAAUUUAAAAUAACUUUAUUAGCACAUCCAAAAAGGGGAUAAUCAAGAGAUUCUUUUUCUAUGAUCGAACCCUAUGUAGUGACUCCAAUCUUCACAGAAUUCAGUGAUCGUAAGCUGAUAGUUCCUAUGAAUUAUUGCACUAUAUUAUAAUGAG
Molecule: messenger RNA, 178 nt
Organism: Paramecium octaurelia
Lineage: Eukaryota; Ciliophora; Oligohymenophorea; Peniculida; Parameciidae
Source: the annotation of a GenBank genome assembly